CCUCCCCACACACAAAAUAGUAAUAAAAAUCAGCAACCCACCUUCUCAAAAAGCCUCCAAAGAUCCCUUUCCAUGGCUGGCCUUCAAAGAUCUGCAGUCUCUUUCAGAAGACAAGGCUCGUCUGGUAUUGUCUGGGACGACAGGUUCUUAUCGGAAGAGUUGAACAAAGCCAACCAGAAGGAUGAACACGAGCAACAAGAAGACGACCGUGAAAAGUCUGAGGUUAAAGAACUUAACGCAGGAACCAGCCUCCCACCAAUCAACACCAUUGACCGGAGUCGUUCCAACGGCGGUGGAAGGGGGUACCGGACCGGAAAAGUGUCUCCGGCGGUUGAGCCGCCGUCUCCGAAGCUCUCUGCUUGUGGAUGUUGCGGCGCUUUUGGGAAAACAGGGGGCAAAGGAAACAGGACAAGGCCUGGUAAGCGCAGAUCGAGGUAGUUCGUGUUCCGUGAUUUUCCGGUGACCGGAGACACAAUAUUCCGGCGGAUAUGAGGGGUACGUCUCCUCAAUUCGUUGCGAUUCAGCGUGUGUACCAGCUUUAGGUCCUGUAAAAGGGUUGUGUUCCUGUGAAAACAAGAAAACAGAGUACCCUGUUCUGGUCUGAGUUGUUAGAUGUAAGUUUUGGAGAAAAUGUGUAAAUUUUUUAGAUGCAUGUUUUAAUUAAUUAAUCAUGAUGGUAUUUAAAUCUUAGUGAUUAAAA
Molecule: messenger RNA, 700 nt
Organism: Neltuma alba
Lineage: Eukaryota; Viridiplantae; Streptophyta; Magnoliopsida; Fabales; Fabaceae
Product: MAPK kinase substrate protein At1g80180-like
Exons: 1
Coding region: 73-438 (121 amino acids)
Source: RefSeq, a predicted model, not a curated record